Molecule: messenger RNA, 2082 nt
Organism: Halichondria panicea
Lineage: Eukaryota; Metazoa; Porifera; Demospongiae; Suberitida; Halichondriidae
Exons: 22
Coding region: 105-1970 (621 amino acids)
Biological process (GO): biosynthetic process
Molecular function (GO): glucuronokinase activity; ATP binding
Source: RefSeq, a predicted model, not a curated record
CCACAUUGCUGUGUAGCUUUAAUGCUUCAACCAUCCUUACCCUCCACUUCACCAGCCCUAACUCACUGACAUGAACUGAGCUACUUCAUCCUCCAAGCAAGCCAAUGAUUUGCAUUAUCCUUGUAGCUGGUCAUGGAGUUGUUCUGGAGAGGCAAAUACUGGAGAAUCGUAGUGGAGCUUACGAUCACCUGAUUGGAAUCCCCAAGGCUCUCCUGCCGGCCAGACCAGACUCUUCAGGCAGCGGGGACACCAUACUGGACUGCUGGUGGAAUGCCCUUCAGAGUCGUCAGCAGUUCAGCGAUGUGUAUCUAGUUACGAAUGCUGCAAGGUACAAACACUAUGAGAGGUGGGCGAGUGCUCACAGCUUUCCAGUGCAUAACAUCAUCAAUGAUGGAUCGACCACCAUAGAAAAUAGUCUAGGGGCAGUGGGUGAUUUGGAGUUGGCUAUUCGAAGCAAGAAUAUAAUCAACGACAUCAUGGUGGUGGCUGGUGAUAUGCUCUUUGGACACAAUUUUGACAUUGGUCAAGUGUGUAACUACUUCAAGCUCAAGAAAGGAGACCUGGCUAUAUACUAUGAGCUACCUGAAUCUGAAUCCACUGAGCAGAGAGGGAUUGUAGAGAUUGACGUACCAACUGGAAGAAUCACCAAGUUUAUUGAGAAGCCCCAGUCUCACGAGACCACCUCACGAUUGGCCAGUCCCGUGUUCUAUUGCCUUCAGAGAGACUCACUCAAACUUGUCAGUGAGUACACGGAUCAGCACACCAACAAAACAAAGAGGGCCCUGGGAAUGUUCAUGGCGUGGCUGGUGACCAAGAGAACUGUGUACGGUAUGAAACUGCCCACGAGGUUCCAACUGAUAGGUCAGGUGACUCUGGCCGACUAUGAGAAGUGGAUUUCCUGGUUCAAACAGAAGCAGUUGCAAAGCACUGAGCAAGCUUCACCCAUCACAUUUCGUAUUUACGCCAGGAUAGGGUUGAUGGGAAAUCCAUCUGACGGCUUCUUUGGGAAGACCAUUUCUUUCUCCAUUGCUAACUUUUGGGCUGAGGUUACAAUCGUGGAGUCCUCAAAAUUGAAACUCAUCCCUCACCCUCUCAAUGACCCCACGGAGUUUGGCAGUCUCUCUGACCUCUAUGGUGUUAGCAGGAAGGAGGGGUAUUUGGGAGGAUUGCGUUUGUUGCAAGCAACGUGCAAGCAGUUCUAUCAAUACUGUGCCGAGCAUGGAAUUGCUCUGGCUCGUAAAAACUUCACUCUGACUUACGACACCAAUAUCCCAAGACAAGUGGGACUGGCCGGGAGCAGUGCUAUCAUUACAUCUACCCUCAAAUGUUUAAUGAAGUUCUACAACCUCUCGGAGAUAGACAUGCCCUUGCCAUUACAGCCCAACUUUGUACUAGGAGUUGAAACCACUGAACUGUACAUUCAAGCUGGCCUUCAAGACAGAGUGAUUCAGGUGUACGAAGGACUCGUGUGUAUGGAUUUUGAUCGAGAGACAAUGGAGAAGCAGAAACAUGGAACAUAUGAGAGACUGAAUCCAUGUAAGCUCCCUCCAUUGUGGCUAGCCUAUCUGUCAGACCCCAGUGACUCGGGAAAGAUGCACAGCACUGUGAAGGAGCGAUGGAUUAAAGGUGAUCAAGAGGUGUUGGAUGCAAUGAAACAGUUCGCCAAUCUAACGGAUCAGUCAAGGACUGCAAUUGAGGAGCAGAAUUUUAAACAAUUGUCCACUCUGAUAAACAAAAACUUUGACACACGUCGUCGUAUCUACGGAGACCAAGCCCUGGGGGAGGAUAAUCUAGAGAUGGUGGAGAUAGCACGAGCACACGGCUCCUGUGGCAAGUUUGCUGGUAGUGGAGGGGCUGUGUUUGGGAUCUGUAGUGAUGCAGACAAGAAGCUGGAAAUGAAAAAAGUAUUUCAACAGAAGGGAUACGUGUUUUGUGAUGUGCAAGUAUAUUCCCCUGUACAGCAAAAAUGAACUAAUUUCUGUGCUCUGUAUAUAAUUUAUAGAGACAAAAACUACAAUCAUGACCUGUUUUUACUUUGUUUUGUUGACGCCCAUUUCCAAUAAGCAUGUGCCAAAAUCAUAA